AUGUAUGUAUGUAUAGCGAAGUUUCCUUCUACCCACCCGAUUAAUAGUCAAACCACCAUUCUAAGGUUCACAAAUCCCUCCUACAUUUUAGUACCUUCUCAAAAUACCUUCUGGAUAUCCUUUCCUGUCUUCUCUGGGUUUGCAGCUACUCUUAGUGAUUCCCAAGCAAAAGCAGUUGCAGACAUGCCGGGUGUUGUCCGAGUGUUCCCUAAUCGCAUUUAUAAACUCCAUACUACCCGAAGCUGGGAUUAUCUAGGACUCAAUCCACAUGAUCAGCAUCAAAGUAACCUUUCAUCUGAAUCUAAUAUGGGUGAAGGGACUAUUAUUGGCGUGAUAGACUCAGGAAUCUGGCCAGAGUCAGAAAGCUUCAAGGAUGAUAAUAUGGGUCCAAUUCCAUCGCAUUGGAAAGGAAUUUGCCAAACUGGAGAGUCUGUCAAUUCAACUAACUGCAAUAAGAAGCUAAUAGGCGCUCGCUGGUUUGCAAAAGGAGUUAACACCACUGGGCUUGAAGACUAUUUGUCCCCAAGGGACAACACAGGGCAUGGCACUCACUGUGCUUCUAUAGCUGCAGGUCGUUUUGUAGCAAAUGUAAGCUAUGAAGGGCUUGGUACUGGUCUAGCUAGAGGAAGUGCACCUCUUGCUCACCUAGCAAUCUACAAGGUGUGUUGGAAUGGAUUAGGAUGUUCAGAUGUAGAUGGACUAAAAGCUUUUGACAUGGCCAUACAUGAUGGAGUAGACAUUAUAUCUGCAUCUAUAGGGGAAACAUUACAGCCACUGGGGGACUACGUCGAUAAUGGACUUGCAGUAGGUGCAUUUCAUGCAGUAGCAAAGGGGAUAACUGUGGUCAAUUCGGCAGGGAACAAUGGCCCUAAAACUUAUACAGUUGAGGACACAGCUCCUUGGAUCCUCUCUGUUGCAGCCACUACUAUUGACAGGGUUUUCCUAACAGAAAUUACACUUGGAAACAACCAAACUUUCUUGGGCCAAUCCCAAUCACCUGUAAAGCACAAAGAUUUCAUCGAUAUUGUUGUCCUCUUUUUUUUACAACCAUCUGAACAGGAUUUUGGAGAAGCAUAUGUCACAGUUGGGAAAGCAGGAGGAGUUGGCCUUAUAUAUACACAACCUCACACUGACCUUAUCAUUCCAUGCCCUAUCCCUUGUAUUAAAGUAGAUUAUGAAAUAGGGACAAAAAUAGUUUCCUACAUCAGAAGAACAAAUGUUGUGAAGCUCAGUCAGCCUAAGUCUGUCUUUGGGAUAUCAUUAUCUCCGCGAGUUGCUUCAUUCUCAUCCAGAGGACCAAGUUCUUUGUCACCUGCAGUGUUGAAGCCUGAUAUAGCUGCAUCUGGAGUGGACAUCUUAGCUGCAUAUCCACCACCACUUAACGGUGGUCACGGGUAUAAAUUCGCUACCGGAACUUCAAUGGCUUGCCCUCAUGUGUCUGGAGUGGCUGCCCUCAUCAAAUCUUUGCACAAAGAUUGGCCACCUGCUGCCAUAAGAUCAGCAAUUGUGACUACUGCCUCAGUAACUGGCACAGAUGGACAGGUGAUAUGGGCACAGGGAGAUACUCGCAAGCCAGCUGACCCUUUCGAUAUGGGUGGAGGGCAUAUCAAUCCCAAGAAAGUGGCAAAUCCAGGGCUCAUUUAUGAUAUUAACAAGGAGAACUACAUUCAGUUCCUCUGUUCCAUGGGCUACACCAGUAAAGAGAUUACCAACAUAAACAAAAGAGAAGUCUCUUGCUCAAAAAAUAAGUAUUCUGAGUUUGACCUGAAUCUCCCCUCUAUCUCCAUCCCAAGCCUUAAAAAUACCAUAACAGUCACCAGGACUGUGACAAAUGUAGGGUCUGUUAAUUCAUUCUACAGAGCUUUAGUGGAAUCUCCUCAUGGUGUUGGAAUGAAAGUUGAACCACAGACACUAUCCUUCAAUUCAUCCAUCACUAUGCUUUCAUUCAAAGUGACCUUUACUUCUACUCAGAAGUUGCUUGGGGAUUACUCAUUUGGAAGCUUGUCUUGGACUGAUGGUCAUCAUUUGGUCAGGAUUCCGCUGGCGGUUCGUGUUGUUGAGUAUGAAUCUUUUGUGGAUACUUAGGGUUCUUGUUCUUUCUUUC
Molecule: messenger RNA, 2104 nt
Organism: Telopea speciosissima
Lineage: Eukaryota; Viridiplantae; Streptophyta; Magnoliopsida; Proteales; Proteaceae
Product: subtilisin-like protease SBT3.6
Exons: 8
Coding region: 1-2085 (694 amino acids)
Biological process (GO): proteolysis
Molecular function (GO): serine-type endopeptidase activity
Source: RefSeq, a predicted model, not a curated record